Messenger RNA from Ochlerotatus camptorhynchus, 606 nucleotides. RefSeq lists its product as uncharacterized. Gene Ontology annotation, molecular function: protein dimerization activity. NCBI's taxonomy places the organism in Eukaryota, Metazoa, Arthropoda, Insecta, Diptera, Culicidae. The transcript has a single exon. The record is from RefSeq and is a predicted model, not a curated record. The coding region runs from base 1 to 606 and encodes 201 amino acids.
AUGGCUGGCGAAACAUCUAAAGAUGCUGGAUUGAAAACAACGCAGGAAAUCGAACGAGCUAUGAAGGAGACGAUCGACCGCCUGCACACCGAGAUGGACGACAGAUUCACUCGUUUGCACGACACUGAUGCGAAGUUUGGCUUUCUUCUCGACGUCGAGGGAUUAUGUACCGGUAUCAGCAGGGACAUCUUGAAGACAAAGUGCGAGAACUUCAGCCAGACUUACAACCGUGAUGUUGAUGGUGAGCAGCUGUACGAGGAGAUUUUGGACUUCAGAAUGAUGAUCAGUACGAGGACGAACGUCAAACUAACACGACCUGAAGAUGUUCUGCUGUUCAUCGUGCAAUACGGAGAUGAGAGCGUGUUCCCGAAUCUUCGAAUCGCCAUUCAGAUCUUAUUAACGAUUGCUGUUUCGAUUGCGAGCUGCGAAAGAUCUUUCAGCAAAUUAAAAUUGAUUUUAAACUAUCUUCGAGCCUCCAUGGGACAGGAUCGGUUGAGCGACCUUGCUUUGCUGAGUGUUGAACGGGAAGAGGUCGAGAAGAUUGAUUUUAAUUCCAUUAUCGAUGCUUUUGCCGCAGCGAAGGCGAGCAGACGGCAAGGCGUGUAA